Molecule: messenger RNA, 558 nt
Organism: Meloidogyne enterolobii
Lineage: Eukaryota; Metazoa; Nematoda; Chromadorea; Rhabditida; Meloidogynidae
Source: the annotation of a GenBank genome assembly
AUGAUGAUCGAAACAUUAAUUUCUAUGGCGCGUUAUUUAUCAGCGCAUAAAGACGAUGAUUUUGCCGACAGAAUGAAUUAUUUAUAUACUCCAAAUAUGUUGUUAGCCUUUUCUGUUUUAAUUUCUUUUAAACAAUUUGGGGGAAGACCGUUGGAGUGUAUGUUUCCAAAUAAAUUUCCUGGAAGUUGGGAACAGUAUGCAGAAAAUUUUUGUUGGUCAGAAGAUACCUAUUAUUUACCUCCAGAAGUACAUGUUGCACAAAUUAAAGAAUCUGAAAGAUAUUCUGAAGAAAGAAAACUUUCCUAUUAUCAAUGGGUUCCCUUCUUUUUACUUUUACAAGCUGCUUGUUUUAGAUUACCGAGUAUUUUAUGGAAGGCUGCAAGUCUUAGUUCAGGUGUCCGUGUUCACGAUAUCGUAGUUAAAGCUCUAGAUUCACAAAAUAUGGAAGAUGAAUGCCGUCACAGAACAAUAAUUAUGUUAGCCAAUCAUUUGGCUAGAGCUUUGCGUUUUCAAAAUCAAAUAUUAAAUAGGCAUUUAUUUAUACACAAAACUAUGUAA